AUGAGUAGCUCUUCAGAAUCAAGAGGUAAUUCUAAUAAGCCCAGGUCGUUAUCCACAUCACCGACAUCUAUUGGACCUAGUAGCUCCCCUCUCAAGUGUAGCACCCCUCCCACGUGUAGCUCGCCUCCCAUGAGUAGCCCUCGCAUCCCGUCACGCGCAAAGACUGUUGCCAAUAAUUCUGCCCCUCACGUUGAUGAGUUUAGCACUCCAAAUCCAAUGCAGAGCUUGGGUAACGGCGGUCAUCGCAAGCGCCCCAUCACGUAUGGCUUAGUUCAAGGUGGCCUCCAAUAUGAGGAUUGCAACCCACCUACAAAGAAAUUCAAGAAUCUCCAAACUACGUGGAACACUCCUGCGCCCUCACCAGAAGCUACAAAUUAUCUCAACGAACGCAAGCUCGAACUAUCGCGCAUCACUCGCCGGGCUAUAGCCGCGAGAAUGCGAUAUCAACGCCUUCGCUGCCGCGAACUAGAUCUCAUAAGAGCUAUCCUUGAAGGUGAAGAAGACUUGUCCCAAACAGAGAUGAAGGGGAUUGACGCUCAAAUUGGUGCUAUCCGCAACAUCCUCGAGGAUGCAGGAGUUACGGCGAUAGGAAACAAAGGUUCUCUUCAGAUGAGUCGGAUAAACCUGGGGCAGCUCCAUUGGUAUCUGGAUCUCUUUGCAGUUCAACCUGUUUCCUCGACGAUCAGGACGCGUAUGUUGAAUGGUGCAAGUUCCACGGCAAGUGUUUCACCCAUUACUGUAGUAUCCUCAGUCAAUGAACAAACAAGUCGAGUCAAGCCCCUCUUCAAGGUUAAGACCACUGUUAUUAUCCCGUCAUCAUUCUGCUUGACCGAUAAAUGUUACACUAUAUCGACCAUUCACGUUAACGUUAUGGAGUCCUGGAUGCCGCAUCAAAGGCCUGAGCGUUUUCAACCAAACGAAAUUUUCGGAGAUCCGGGGGAGAUCACAGUCUUAUCAUCGAGUCACAAUGAAGGGCAGCCAAGUUUUUGUUUACAACUCAAUAUUGAUGUACUGGUAUCCCGCUAUUUAAUUCGCCUCCCUCGAAUUCUCCCUUACUCCAAAUCCAAGCCCACCAUCAUGUCGUUUCGUACUUUCCCAUACGACUCAAAUGAUCCCUCCAGUUGCACCAGGCGGCGUACUAGUGGUCGUGACGCACACUCCGACUCCGCAUCGUUGGCGUCGACGAGCUUGAUAUCGGCUGACACGACCAGUAAUAUGGGCCCGGGUGACACGGAGGGAAAGCGGUUCAAUGAGCACAGUCCAACUGAACAAGUCGCCCUCGCAUGGGCGAAAAGGCGCAUCAUUCUCAACUCCGUUACGACCACAGGCUGGUUACGAAACAUCACCCCAGAAGAAAAAAAGGUCACGAACGGCUACAUCAUCGAGCUCGUUAACCAGGCCAACACAAAGUUUGGAUGUGAAUUGGAGGCGUCCCCGAGGGUAAUAGAAAGCAUUCUAAAGGCCCUCUUGCUCAAUCGUCGACAACUCUCGAAAAUUUCGGAGUAUCUCGCCAAUCCCUACGACAUCGAACCGCCAUCAGAGUUCAACUUGUCGGAACAGGACCGCCAAGCUUUCAUGGAUGACCGCGAAAACGAGUUAUUAGACUCAGCCUCGCCCUUCACCUAUUACCUUCAUGGUCAGGAAGUCACUGAUAUGUCUGUUUUCAUCCUUCUGUUCGCAAACCCCGUGGUGGAACACGUGCACAUAUCACACUGGUACGCUAGCAAAAGCACGCCACUCCGAGAUGAGGACAUGAGAAGCGAGAUCAAAACUACUCCGUCUCAGAUGUUAGCAGAAUCGGCGGUCUCGGUGAGGUUAGCAAUCCGACACACUGCAAGGGGAAAAAAGUCACCAACAGGCGCCUCCCUCCAAUUCAAGACAGAUCCAUACGCCGAUGAGCAGGACGCAAUCAAUGAAGCAAUAUUGAAGGCAUUAAAGUCUCCCAUCCAUGGGGCUGCGCUGGAAGCACGUUUGCUAUAUCUUCACCACCGAGGCAUGUUUGCUCUCCGUGGCUCACUGGGCCUGGAUCCGCCCGAAAAUGCGAUCGGUUUAACGGAGGAAGAUUCGCAAAUAGUACACGAGGCACGACAAUACGCACGGGCCACUGGCCUGCUGUUCCCCCAAGUCAGUCGAGAUUUGGUGAUGGCGGGGUCACACGGGCGUCUGAUGCCAGACUACUCCAAAUCUGUUUACGUUCCUGAUUCCAUCGAGGAGCUGAUCUUUCCGCGGGCUGAUAUCGCCCCACCUUCGACUGUGCACCCGCAAAUGUCGGCAGCAGUCACGGUGGACUCAGGCUUGUCUGAGGCUGUUGUCCCAUCUUCUAGCACAGACUUUAGUAUGCCAGUGCCGUCCGAGUCGGCGUAUGUUGAACUACCGUAUAAUUUUGGUGACGACUUCUUUGAUUUUCCCCAGACAUACCCAUUAAAUGUUGAACCUGAUCAGUACCUAACAGGAGGGUUCAUGGGCGGACUCGGAGGGUACUACCAUGACGUGCCAUGA
Messenger RNA from Suillus clintonianus, 2499 nucleotides. RefSeq lists its product as uncharacterized. The transcript is spliced from 13 exons. The record is from RefSeq and is a predicted model, not a curated record. Lineage: Eukaryota; Fungi; Basidiomycota; Agaricomycetes; Boletales; Suillaceae. The coding region runs from base 1 to 2499 and encodes 832 amino acids.